Messenger RNA from Erpetoichthys calabaricus (reedfish), 2966 nucleotides. RefSeq names its product zinc finger protein 37-like. Gene Ontology annotation, molecular function: DNA-binding transcription factor activity, RNA polymerase II-specific; RNA polymerase II cis-regulatory region sequence-specific DNA binding. Lineage: Eukaryota; Metazoa; Chordata; Cladistia; Polypteriformes; Polypteridae. The coding region runs from base 171 to 1580 and encodes 469 amino acids. The record is from RefSeq and is a predicted model, not a curated record. The transcript has 3 exons. Gene Ontology annotation, biological process: regulation of transcription by RNA polymerase II.
CGCACGGCUCUCGCUUGUUUCCAGACACGUGUUCGGAUUUCUUUCGGGACAAGAACAAGCGAAAGAACAAACGACUUUGUUUGUUUCCAGGCCAGCACUGUCCGUGUGAGAAAGGAAUCUUAGAACAGCAGAGCAUACACUUCGGGGAAAGAAGAGUUUCACACAGAGCAAUGGCCUUAGCUAAAGAGGAUGACAUGGAUGGAAGACUGGCACACAUUAAGCAAGAGGACUGUGAAUGGGGUGCAUGUGAGGAUUUGUGGGGGAAGUCAAAGGAUUGUGAAGACGUCAUUUCCGAUUUUAAAGAGGAGGAGGAGUUUGAGGGGGAAAUUAUUCAGGUUAAAGUUGAGGAGUCCGAAGAUUUUUCAGUCAGUCUUGAACUGCAAGAACAUUCCAGGCAAGAUGCGUAUGAAGAAUCUCAUUCCAGUUUACAGCCCCGCUUUGCUAGUACAGGACAACUGUUAACCAGACAGAAUUUAAUGGUCCGGAUGUCCAAGUGUUCGCAGUUUGAAGAGGAAAUCACAGAUGGAAAUGGGAGAGACGAUGAAGAGCAGCAGUCAUCUAGCAGUGUGAAAAUAAGUUUCCAGGAGAAUGGCAGCUUCUCCCCACCUACAUUUUCUAAGACUUCUCUUCAGUGUAGACUGCCAGUAAAACAGGACAAGAAGAAGAAGAAGGACAAGAAAUCAGUAAGUGGACCAAAGAGUUUGACCACGGCCUCUUUCCACUGCAGUUCUCUUCCUGCUGCCGAGCAAGCACAGAUAAGACCCAUCAACAGUGACCAACAUCAAAUGCAUAAUACAAAUCAAGGCGCUCAGAAUGUAUACAGAGAGUCGAGAAAACAUUUCAUAAACCCUCCUGACUGUAAAGAUCAUAAGCAGGUUUAUUUGAAACAGAAGCCAUGUGCCUAUUCCGAAUGUGGCAAAAUACUGCAACACAGCCAAAAUCUUCACGAUAUCAAAAUAAUUCACAUUGCAGAGAAAACUCAUUGCUGUUCAGAAUGUGGCAAACAUUUCUCAAGACUAAGCCAUCUGCAUAGGCACAGAAGAACCCACACUGGAGAAAGACCUUAUUGCUGUUCUACGUGUGGCAAGCGAUUCUGCUACAGCAACGCUCUUCAGAGGCACACAAGAAUCCACACAGGAGAGAAACCUUAUUGCUGUUCUGAAUGUGGCAAGCGAUUUUCCGACAGAAGCGAUCUUCAGAAUCACACAAGAAUUCAUACUGGAGAGAAGCCAUAUCACUGCACUGAAUGUGACAAAAAAUUCACUAAUAGUAGCAAUCUUAACAAGCACAAACAAAUUCACAGUGGGGAAAAACCUUAUUCCUGUUCUGAAUGUGGUAAACGAUUCUCCAGCAACAGCAAUCUUCAGAAGCAUACGAGAAUCCACACUGGAGAAAAACCUUAUCGGUGUUCUGAAUGCGGCAAGCAGUUCUCACAAGUCAGCCAUCUGAAUAGGCACAAACGGACCCACACGGGGGAAAAACCUUAUUGCUGUGGUAAAUGUGGCAAAAGAUUCUCUAACAGUAGCGCUCUUCAGGGACACAAGAGAAUCCACACUGGAGAUGAGCCAGAUGUGGAAUAAAACUUAGAUUGUGCCAGUGGUGCUGGGAAUCUACAGGCCUUAUCCAAAAAAAAAAAAAAUUCCAAGACCGUCUGGAUGCCUUACCCAUCACCAUCACUCCAUAUGACUUACAGGAGGAAGCACAAUUACGGACAAUGCAAGUGCUACGUCGAGCUCUGGCAGCAAACCUAAGAGGAUAAAAACAUUAGCAGUGCAAAAAUCAUUCUAGGAAAACGAAUAAACUUCAGGACACAAGAGUGAGGUUCACUCCUGUCCGGAAAAAGUAACGAAACUAAAAUCGUUGUUGAGAAAAUUAAUCUGAGAGAAAAACGUAAUUGCUUCUUUGAACGUGGGAAUUGGUUCUCCAACAGAAGCACUCUUCAAAAGCACACGGACAUUCAUACUGGAGGGAAGCCAUAUCACUGCUCUAAACAAUUCACAAAGAGUAGCAAUCUUCUCAAAUUCACACUGAAAAUAAUAAAAUGAAAUAAAAGUUAGGGGCAAGCUUCUAAUAAUGGCUGAACAGGACCGUUGGCUGCACGCACAAGCAAAUGCUAGAUAAGAGUAGGAAAAACAGGAUGGAGACAGGAUGGAAACAAGUCACUAAUCUGAUUGCUGGAUGCGAGGUCCCGAUGGAGGAAAGGCUCAAACAUGCAAUGAUACAAUAAAGUUGCCAGACCAACGCAUUGGAAAAAUAUACAAAAAGUACACCUUGCCAGUACCACAGAUGCAUUGGGAACCACACUGCAGAACGAAUAACCGAAAACGAGGAGGUGUUGGUCACUUGGGACAGACCAAUACCAGUGGACAGAAAGAGAGAUGAAAGGAAACCAGACAUAGCUGUGAAAGAAAAAAAGUCGAGCAAUUAGAGUGCUCAGAAUGGAAAGACCAAAAAAUAAUAACCAAAUGUCUAGAAAUGUAAUUGGAGGAUGAGCCAGAUGUGGAAUAAAACUACCGAGAUUGUGCCAGUGGUGCUGCGGUGGUGAACAGGCCUUAUCAAAGCAAUAAACGAAGGAAGAAUUCUGAAAGAGCGUUUGAGGAUUUUCAAGUACACAAUAAAGAAACAACAUGGGUAACCAAACUACAGACAGAAACAGAAAUCAUCCAACCACAAGAAAGUUCCGGAGUGAGGUGAGAAACACACUGAGGACCGGAAGGCUCCCGAUGGUCCCGGCCCCACCUCAACCCUCUGGUAAAGCACCAGUCAUUCUUGUAUUAUGGUCAAGCCAGAGUUCCUUGCUUGGCUCCUGUUUAAUGUACUUCAUUAGGAUUUGUUUUUUUAAAAUGGUUUUCCUUUAUAGAUACGCUCACCGGCCACUUUAUUAGGUACACCUGCUUGUUAACAUUAGUAUCCAAUCAGCCAAUCACAUGGCAGCAACGUAGUCAAGACAGCAUCAGAAUGGGGAA